AAAUAGAACAGAUUUAGUCAUCAACCCUAGUAGGGGAUGGAACUCCGAUGGAAAAUUCCCAAAGUGUUGAAAUUAGGGCUGCCGUCGACCAAUAUUUGCGAUCUUUAUUGGGCCAUUACAGAUCUAGUCGUUCGUGCAGCAUCAGACAACCGCUGAUAGGGCAGACCCGACCGACCUCGUUCCCUUCAUCGCGCAGCCGUACAAUGGGUUCCCACUGAUCGAAUAACCUUUUCCAAUCGAGUACAGUGGUUCCCUUCCUCUGUCGAGUGCUCCAGCCGCCGUCGGAGGUCUUCAAUCGCAGCCGUCAUAGCCGAUCGGACAGCCUUCAAUCGCAACCCAGUCGACCUUCAAUUGCAGCCCAGUCAGCCUUCAAUCGCUUCUGCCCGGUCCUUCAAACCAAGUGCCGGUCCAACCGAACCAACCAGUCCAGCCGAACCCGAUCCAACAAGCCCAACCGGUUCAUCAGGCCCAUUUAUUUGUCCAGCCGAUCACUACCCCCACAGCAGCAGAGACUGUUUCUUCGGGGGUUUAUGGGCAGAAAUAACCCACAGUGGGUUUUGGCGGAACCAUUGAUUUUCAACAACAAUUGGCUAAUUUGCAGCAGAUUUAUGCGCUCGAGGCAGCCUUUAGAUCCAUGACAAAUCCUUCGACCAACUUUCAUCCAGAUGUGUAUUCGGGCCUCCCGUUAUGUUUAGAAACACCAGUAAUUGCUUACCCUACUUUACCUAUUGCAAACAUUAUGCUUGGUUCUGGAGGCAAUUCUGCAGGAAUAACUAUCGGAGAAAAACUUAAAGGCCUAAACUAUUUUUCCUGGUCUCAACCUGUAAAAAUGGUCCUCGAGGGAAGGCACAAGUUCAGAUAUCUAACUGGGGAGAUACAAGACCGAACCCUGGGGAUCAUCAGGAACGUAUAUGGAAGGGGGAGGAUUUCCUCCUCCGCUCGAUUUUGAUAAACAGUAUGGAAUCCUAGAUCAGGAAGCCUCUACUUUAUUCAGCGUUAGCUCGGGAUAUUUGGGAAGCUGUUCAGAAACUAUAUUCGAAGAGACAGAACGCUUCACGACUUUAUACAUUGAGGAAACAAGUACAUGAGUGCAAGCAGGGGACUCUUGAUGUAACGUCCUAUUUCAAUAAAUUGUCACUAUUGUGGCAAGAAAUUGAUCUGUGUCGGAAGUAGUUUGGAAUUGCCCAGUCGACGGGAUUUAGUAUUUGAAGAUUGAGGAGGCUAACUGCGUAUAUGAUUUCCUGGCGGCUUGAACUUGAAAUUUGAUGGCAUCGGAGCCGGAUUUUGGGACAAAGACCGAUGUCAUCCCUGAUGGAAGUUUGCUCAGAAGUCAGAUUAGAAGAAGAUAGAACCAGUACUAUGAAUGGUACAACAACCACUACCUUAGACUUUGCUGCAUUUGGAGUCAAGUCGUUUGGAUCAGAGAGACAAACAAAUGGAAGGCCCCGGCCAAUUUGUGAACGCGGACCUGAGCUUGGGGAAGACGAUUGGCACUGCCCGGCACAAUAGGGGACUCUAUUUCCUUUCCGAUGAUGCUUCUUCUAGGAGUUUGUCUAGGAUUAGUUUAUUGUCUUCUCUUACUGUUUCUGAAACUGAUUUUUUAUUGUCACUUUCGUCUUGGACCUCGAAGCUUUCAUUAUAUGAAAUAUCUGUUUCCCCACUUAUUUUGUAAUGUAAAUGUGUUGUCUUUAUUUUGUGAUGUUUGUAUUCGUGCAAAGUAGCCCAUGGCCUCUUUUACUUCACAACCCUAUAAACCUUCCCAAUCUUUCCACUUGAUACAUAGUGACAUUUGGGGUCCGUUUAAUGUCACAACUGUAUCAGGUAAACAGUGGUUUGUCACCUUCAUUGAUGAUCACACUCGUCUUACAUGGGUGUUUCUCCUUAUAGACAAAUUUGAAGUGACGGCGGUAUUCCAACAGUUUUACACUAUCGCUGAAACUCAAUUCAAUACCAAAAUUGUCAUUCUUCGGAGUGACAAUUGAUGUGAGUUUAUUAAUUAGUCCCUUCGUGAGUUUUUAACCUUUAAAGGCAUCAUCCACCAAAAUUCCUGUGCCCAUACCCCUCAGCAGAAUGGGGUGACUAAGUGGAAAAACCGCCACCUUAUUGAAGUAACCCGAUCUCUCAUGAUACCGACAUCCUUACCCUCGUAUCUAUGGGGAGAUACUGUACUUACUGCAACUCAUCUCAUCAAUCGGAUGCCCUCUCGUGUGCUCAAGUUCCAAAAACCCUUAGAGUAUUUUAAAGAGUCUUUCUCGUCCACUCGCCUUUUCCCAGAUGUUCCCCUUAGGGUGUUUGGCUGUACCGUUUUUGUUCAUAAUCAUGGUCCCCACCAGAGUAAGUUUGCUCCUCAGGCCAAAAAAUGUGUGUUUGUUGGGUAUCCACUUCAUCAACGGGGCUACAAGUGUUUUCAGCCUUCCUCUCGAAAGUAUUUUAUCACCAUGGAUUCCACCUUUCAAGAGGACAAACAAUUUUUUCCUGUUAGUCCUCUUCAGGGGAAGACCACUAGUGAAGAGGCUAAUGCAUCUGCCUACUCUGUUCCUUUAGACCUGUUUCCUGAGCCUAUUCUUGAAACAAAUGACUCUGUCCUUACAAAACAAGUGUUUUGGAUAACCUACUAUAGGAAGAAUCUCCGAAAAGAAAUAGUUCCCAAAAUAGCUCCCUCUGUUGCUCCACCAGAAGGUGUCCAAGAGUCAAAACCAGAACCAGCUCAAGGUACCUCUAUUCUUGAUGAUAAUGAAUAUGUUGAAGGUGAUGUAGUGAACUCUGGCAAAGUUAGGAUCGAUGGUGGUGGUGAAUUUUCAGGUGAUACACAAGGAACUGAAAAUGUGCAACAGUUGGGUACAGAUAAACAGGUAGACAAGACUAGUGAGAUUGAUGCUACCUUGGAUUUACUGAUUACCCUACGGAAGGGUACGAGGUCCUACACCAAACACUCUAUGAAAAACUUCUUGUCCUACAGUAACUUGUCUACGAGAUUUAAGGCUUUCACUACCAGCCUGGAUACCGUGAUGAUUCCAGGUAAUGUGCACAAGGCUCUGGAAGUUCCUGAAUGACAAGUCGCAUUUAUGGAGAAAAUGCAGACACUUGAGACAAACAGAACGUGGGAUCUGGUUGUUCUUCUGAAAGGUCACAAAACAGUCGGGUGCAAGGGGUGUUCACUGUCAAAUACAAGUCUGAUGGGACGUUCGAUAGAUAUAAAGCCAGGUUGGUUGCAAAAAGGUUCAUUUAGACAUAUGGGGUGGAUUACUUAGAAACCUUCUCACCUGUGGCAAAACUUAACACAAUUCGUGUUCUUCUCUCCGUUGCCGUUAAUCAAGACUGGCCCUUACAUUAAUUGAUCUGAAAAAUGCGUUUCUGAAUGGUGAGUUGGAAAAAGAGGUCUAUAUGAACCCACCUCCAGGUUUUGAAGCAUGGUUUGGCAAUCAGGUUCGCAAAUUAAAGAAGCCUCUGUAUGGCCUGAAGCAGUCUCCUAGAGCCUGGUUCGAUAGGUUUACUAUCUUUGUCAAGUCCCAGGGGUUGGUUCAAGGGCAUUCUGAUCACACCUUGUUCACUAAGAGGUCAACACCAGGAAAAGUAGCUGUUCGGAUUGUCUAUGUUGAUGAUAUUAUCUUGUCAAGUGAUGAUUCAAUAGAGAUUGGUAGGUUGAAACAAAAGAUGGCAGAUGAGUUCGAGAUCAAAGAUCUUGGUGACUUGAGAUAUUUCCUAGGAAUGGAGGUAGCAAGAUCAAAGGAAGGGAUCUCGGUGUCUCAGAGGAAAUAUACGCUUGACUUGUUGAGAGAAACUGGAAUGACUGGGUGCAAACCUGCAGAUACGCCAGUAGAAGUCAAUAGCAAUUUGGUAGAAUCAGUAGAAGAUGUCCCUGUUAAUAGAGAAAGAUAUCAACGGCUUAUGGGGAAGCUGAUCUAUCUUUCACAUACCAGGCCUGAUAUAUCGUAUGCAGUUAGUUUGGUUAGUCGGUUUAUGUAGGCUCCUUAUGAAAGACACAUGAAGGCAGUUACAUAGAUUCUGAGGUAUCUAAAGUCUACGCCUGGAAAAGGCUUGGUGUUCAGAAAACAUGACAAAAGAUGCAUUGAGGUCUACACAGAUUCCGACUGGGCUGGUUCCAUUACUGAUAGAAAGUCUAUCUUGAGAUAUUGUACUUUUGUGUGGGGAAAUUUAGUUACCUGGCGGAGUAAGAAGCAAGGUGUCGUGGCUAGAAGUAGUGCCGAAGCAAAAUACAGAGCUAUGAGACUAGGUAUUUGUGAAGAAAUUUGGUUGAAAAAGGUUCUGGUAGAUCUUCAUCAGGAAAGUCAUGACCCGACGAGAUUUUAUUGUGAUAAUAAGGCUGCUAUUAAUAUUGCUAACGAUCCUGUCCAACACGAUAGAACCAAACAUGUUAUCUACGCCCAGAGAAACUAAUCAACCGACACUUCAUCAAAGAGAAACUGAAUAACGGUAAUAUCUGCAUUCCCUUCCCUAUGUUCCGUCCAGUCAAUAGAUAGCGGAUGUCCUCACCAAAGGGUUAUCGAGAUAGACAUUUGACACCGGUGUUAGCAAGUUGGGUCUCAUUGAUAUCUACGCCCCAACUUGAGGGAGAGUGUUGAAAAUGUUGUUUAGCCUUAAGGGCAUUUUAGUUUUUUUACGUGGUGUCUACAGUUUAGGGUUUCUUACCUUUGACUAUUUAUACCUGUUUCUAUAUUGUGUUUGACAAAACUCACCAUCUAACACCAAUCCAUGCUUAAAACGCUUCUUCAAAUAAGCAAUGGCAGUAUCAUUUGACGAAGCAUUAUCAACUGUCAAUGUCAUAACCCUUUCAAUACCCCACUGUUUUAGAUAUUUCUCAACCUCUUUUCCUAUCGUCUCCCCUCUAUGAUUCUCAAUUUGGGUGAAAUUAAGAAUUCUCUUAUGUAAUUUCCAAUCUUUAUCAAUAAAGUGUGCAGUCAAAAUCAAAUAGUUCAUAUUUUAGAUUGAUGACCUCGUAUUAGUUGUGAGUGACACUCUAUAUCCUUCUUUCACAAAAAUGUCUUUCAACUUCUCUUUCGUGCUAUCAUAUAUUCCCAAAAUAUCCUUAGCAAUUGUUUUUCGAGAAGGAAGAACAAAAUUAGGUUCUACUAACGUCAAAGUCCCAUUCAUAAACCUCUUCAAUCCUUGGUUCUCCACGAAUUUAAAUGACAACUCAUCUAUUACAAUCAUCUCAGCAAGUAGUUUUCAAGCACUCUCAAUAGUAAACAUCUUAUAACUAAUGGAUGAAUGUGAUUGUGAACCAUCUCCAAUACCCUCAUUCUUCUUAAAAACCAAUUUUGUGUUACAUCUAACUUACACUUCUUAAUGUGGUAAGGAUUUUUUUUUACAAUAGUGUUCAAUAUGCAUUCUCAUAGUUGAAUUUCCAUUCCUUCUAGGAUGACAUGUAUACACCAUACCACAAUAGUUACAUUUAGCAUGUGGAUCAUCAUCAUUAUAUUUAGAACAUUUAGUAAAGUGAUCCCAUACUAUAGAUAAAUUUUUUCUUUUUCUUCCAUUUGCAUGCUUUGAAACUAUCUCCUCACUUUCAUCUUUUCGUGGUGGUGGUACUGGUGGCAUCACAACAACAUCAUCAUUGGAAUCGUUGCUCUUGCUCAAGCUCAAGUUCAUUGUGAUGGUACCUAUAAAGGGGGAAGUAGAGAGAAAACUUAUUACCAUCAAAGAAAAUGAGAUUAAAAUUCUAUGAAAAUCAUUUACUUAAACUAAAAAUUCAAAUAUUCCAUUGAAUUGAACCCUCCCUCCCUCGGUAGUUGGCCUCCACCACAACCACAUAUUCUUUUUUUUUUUUCUUUUUUUUUUUUUUUUUUUUACCUGAAUGCCCGAUGCCGAGCAAAAUGGGUGGAAUCUUUUGUCGAGACUGUCGACAUCAAGGGAGAAGGAGAACUGAUGAGUGAAGACUGAGGGAAGACGAAGAGAUGGAAUCGGAGAUAAAGAGGACGAGAGAUAAAGACGAAGAGAUGGAAUCGACUGAGGACUGAGGGAAGAUGAAACCUGAGGUCGAAGUUUCGAACGAGUGGCUGAAGGCUGAAGUUGAAAUGAAGAGUGAAGAAGACGAAGACUCGAACUCGAAGCUGAAAUGAAGAGUGAACUGUGUAUGACGAAUCAGAAUCACGAAUCAGAGCGAGCAGUGACCACAAACCCUAAACGAAAGUAGAAGAAAGGAAACGUUUUCAUUUUAUAUAUUAAUAUUAUAUAUAUAUUGAAACGGUUCGGUUCGGUUUAGGAACCGAUUUUCAAACUUGGAACCGAACCGAACCGUUUAAAUUCAAUUUUAACAUUCCAACGAACUGCAUCGAACCGAAUUUUUCGGAUUUGCUGAUAAAUCGGUUCGGUUUAAGAGGUUUUGCUGUCCACCCCUAGUGUCUAUGUGUAAAAAAUCAAUACAAAACUCUUAUCGUGGUUUUUUCUUCCUAGUCUAGGGUUUUCCACGUAACCUUGGUGUUUUCUCUUCUACCCUUUAGUUUUCAAUAUUAUGAUUAUAUUUUUUUUUAAAACAGAAGCAAGACUUUUUUUUAGUUAUGAUUAUAAUUUUUUAUAUGUGCGUUGUGGUUUUGAAUAGUUUUAUUGCACAUUCUUAACUACUAUCAUUUUAUGUGACUUUUUUAUUAAAAGAAUUAUUUUAUGUGAAUUUUAUUAUUGAUGU
Benincasa hispida (wax gourd) is the source of this 6643-nucleotide messenger RNA. The record is from RefSeq and is a predicted model, not a curated record. NCBI's taxonomy places the organism in Eukaryota, Viridiplantae, Streptophyta, Magnoliopsida, Cucurbitales, Cucurbitaceae.